AUUUUUCCACCAUGUUCGGAAAGAAGAAGAAAAGGCUUGAAAUUUCUGGGCCCUCUAACUUCGAACAUCGGGUUCACACUGGCUUUGACCACCGGGAGCAGAAGUUCACGGGACUACCUCAGCAGUGGCACAGCUUGCUGGCGGACACGGCGAACAGGCCAAAGCCUAUGGUGGAUCCGUCAUGCAUCACUCCCAUCCAGCUCGCGCCUAUGAAGACUAUUGUUAGAGGAAAUAAGCCUCGAAAGGAUACUUCAAUCAACGGCCUGCUGGAAGAGUUUGACAAUAUCUCAGUGACACGAUCCAAUUCCCUGCGGAAGGAAAGUCCUCCCACCCACCAUGAAGGAAAUGCAAACCAUGUGCCAAGGCACCAGGAGGAAAAUGGUUAUAUCACGUAUUCCCAGUACUCCAGUGAGUCAGACACUACAACAGACUAUGUCAUGGAAAAAUAUCGAGACAAGACUCUUUAUGGGGAAGAGUUAGACAGGUACUACAAAGGGAGCUAUGCCGCCAAGCAGAACGGGCACAUGAUGAAGGUGACUUCCCGGGACAUCUAUUAUUCAGAAGUGACGCCCCUGCAGUCAGACCUCUCCAGGUUCCUCCCAGAUUACCAUGCACACCUGGAGACAAAGCCCAAACCGCUGGAAUACGGCGGCCUAAAGCUGGAGUAUCAGCGGAUCCCCAGUGGAUCCUCCCUGGACUAUAGAGAUCCCUUUCCUUAUGCCCCAUCCCGAGCAUCAGUGCAGAGCGAGUGCCCCAAGGAGAGGCUGGAGUACAGCGACGGCGACUGGGGACAUGGCCUGGGCAAGGACGACUACGACAAGAGGCCAAAGUCAUCGUACGUGGACCCAGCGAGCCCUCAGCCAGCAAUGAGGCAGAGGUCCAGGUCGGGCUCCGGUCUGCAGGAGCCAGCCAUGCCCUACGGAGCAAGCGCUUUUAAAGCACACCAGCAAGGACAUUCCUACAGCUCCUACACCUACCCCCGCUUGUCCGAAACCGCAGCAGGCAUCCCCAAGGUGGAUUAUGAUCGAGCGCAGCUGGUCGUGAGCCCACCGCUCUCUGGAUCGGACACCUACCCCAGGGGCCCAGUAAAGCUACCUCAAAGUCAGAGCAAAGUCAGCUAUUCAAGCAGCAGCUACCAGUACCCUCUGGUCUACCACAAAGCAUCCCACUAUCACCAGCCAUCUCUCCAGCCCAGCUCUCCCUAUAUUUCCACCGCCUCCUACCCCAGCUCCCCAAGUAUCACGUCAAGUGCUUAUCCUCCACCCAGCUGGGGAUCCUCCUCAGACCAGCAGCCCUCCAGGGUGUCCCACGAACAAUUCAGAGCUGCCCUGCAGCUUGUGGUCAGCCCCGGCGACCCCCGGGAGUACUUGGACAACUUCAUCAAGAUCGGGGAGGGCUCCACAGGGAUUGUCUGCAUCGCCACUGAGAAGCACACGGGGAAGCAAGUUGCUGUGAAGAAAAUGGAUCUCAGGAAACAGCAGAGAAGGGAGCUGCUCUUUAAUGAGGUUGUAAUCAUGAGAGAUUACCAUCAUGAAAACGUGGUUGACAUGUACAACAGUUACCUUGUUGGCGAUGAGCUGUGGGUUGUGAUGGAGUUUCUGGAGGGCGGCGCUUUGACAGACAUAGUGACUCACACGAGGAUGAACGAGGAGCAGAUAGCGACCGUCUGCCUGUCCGUCCUGAGAGCCCUGUCCUACCUGCACAACCAAGGCGUCAUCCACCGCGACAUCAAAAGCGACUCCAUCCUUCUCACGAGCGAUGGGAGGAUAAAAUUGUCCGACUUUGGGUUCUGCGCCCAAGUGUCAAAGGAGGUCCCCAGGAGGAAGUCGCUAGUUGGGACGCCGUACUGGAUGGCGCCAGAGGUGAUAUCCCGCCUGCCCUAUGGCACCGAGGUGGAUAUCUGGUCCCUGGGCAUCAUGGUGAUAGAGAUGAUAGACGGCGAACCUCCCUACUUCAACGAGCCGCCGCUGCAGGCCAUGCGCCGAAUCCGGGAUAACUUACCGCCCCGGGUGAAGGACAUGCACAAGGUCUCCUCGGUCCUCCGGGGCUUCUUGGACUCGAUGCUGGUGCGGGAGCCCUCGCAGAGAGCCACAGCACAGGAACUGUUGAGACAUCCAUUUCUCAAACUGGCUGGGCCCCCUUCUUGCAUCGUGCCCCUCAUGAGGCAGCACAGGCAUCGCUGAAGCCGGCGACUUUUCAGGAGGAGGUCGGUGCAGAGUCUGGAUGACGGCCGCGCAGGAAUCCCGGCGGUUGCGUGGGAACCGUGGGCAGGGAUGAGCGAAACCUUGCGGAGGAAAACCAGCCCCGCGGAAAUAAUGCGGUGUAUAAAAACCCAAGGAGGUGCUCUCCGGGGCUGCGAGGGGACCGGGGAGCGAUCCUGGCCACCACCUGGGUGGCCACGCUCUGCCGUGGACCAUCGCUCCCCAGCGCUGUUGUCUUGGCCAUCCAGGCAGAAGGCACCAAAUGCAAACAAGGUUGGAAAGAUAAUUAGUAGAGGAUAGCACAACCAGAGUGAAACACCAGAAUUUUAUUGCAGGCUACAGCACUUCUAUUUCAGAAGAAUACUUUUCUGAUGAAAAAGCACUUUUUAUCUCAGUCAUAGCAGCGCAAUGUAUUUUGCAACAAAUUUGUAAUUUUCUGUACAGUACGUUUUGAUAAUUUGCAGUACUUUGUCAUGUAACUGUUGUGUUAGUUGAAGUAAUAAGUGUAACUUAGCAAGAAUUUGAGAAGAUAAAGUUUCCUACUUUUUUAACCCUUUUGAAAACAGAAACCCCACACACACCUUUAGGAAGUUGGAAGGUUUUGCAGAUUUUCCAUUGGGCUGAGGAGAGCGCUCGUCCUGCUGUCACAGCAGCCUGAAGAGCCAACAAUAACUGAUGCCUGCGGGAGCACUGGCAGUCUGGCUUUGGGCACUCACCCUCU
Molecule: messenger RNA, 2922 nt
Organism: Gymnogyps californianus (California condor)
Lineage: Eukaryota; Metazoa; Chordata; Aves; Accipitriformes; Cathartidae
Gene: PAK5
Product: p21 (RAC1) activated kinase 5
Exons: 8
Coding region: 12-2183 (723 amino acids)
Biological process (GO): protein phosphorylation; intracellular signal transduction; cytoskeleton organization
Cellular component (GO): cytoplasm
Molecular function (GO): protein serine/threonine kinase activity; ATP binding
Source: RefSeq, a predicted model, not a curated record